Botrytis porri is the source of this 1659-nucleotide messenger RNA. RefSeq lists its product as uncharacterized. The record is from RefSeq and is a predicted model, not a curated record. The transcript has 3 exons. Bases 1 to 1659 code for a protein of 552 amino acids. Lineage: Eukaryota; Fungi; Ascomycota; Leotiomycetes; Helotiales; Sclerotiniaceae.
AUGACUUCACCAAAAUCAUCAACUACGCGUCGCGUCUUGGGGGAUCUCAAUAUCAAUACUUCUGUCACUGAUAGCAAUCAUGAAGCCCUGGGAUGGCUAUGGCGAGAUAAAAAGAUUCAGAAAGUAUUUUCUAGUAACCAGCGGACCUGCCCCGGAAACGUUCCACUUGACCCCUCGCAAGUGGUGGGAAAUUCGACAACGAAAUUACAGCGGGAAAAUUGGGAGGAGACGAACACGAGUACGGGUUCCCGAGUUGCAAAUAUGGAAGGGGCAACGAAUCAAGAUAACGUUUAUCAAGGCUUGGAGGCUACCACAAUCAACGGCGUUGACAUUUCAAUUGCUGAGCGGGCCUCCUUGGUUAGCUCCAAGAGACGCUUGUCAUGUCCUGUACAAUCACAAGACGUUGUAUCGAGCCGACCGGGAGAAUCCCGUGCGAAGCGCCGCAGAAUUGCACCAUCAUCGGGAAACUCUUCGCUGCUUGAAGAGUCUGGCGCAGGUGUGGGUUUGUUCCCGCAAUCUACGUCGUUGCAACCCACAUCGUCACCAGCCAGAGACCCAGGUCCGGAGGCGAAAGCGUGUGACGAGAGAGUUGGAAUAACAGAUGAGUCGAGUGAUUUGGGGAGUGGCCAAGAACAAGAAAUGUCACCAAGGACACUUCAUAAACAGUUUUCCCCAAAACGCUCUUCCAUAUCUGCUUCUUCGUCAUCAUCUUUCCAUUCCGUAGUAAACGCAGAAGACGCAGUUAUCAUCUGCAAUAAUUCCCAAUCUACCGAAAGUAUCAUAUCCAACAAAUCAUCUUUCACACCUACAACUAUACCCACUGCUAUACCCACUGCUAUAUCCACUCCAAGAACUUUCCGAACCUCUAAAUCAAAAUCUCUAUCACGAGUAGAAAUCCGUCAAAAAUCCCAAGCGCUACGUCUCCGUCUUUCCCUCGCCAACUAUAAAGUAAAAACAAAUCAAAUCGAUCUCCCUCUUUCACGUCUACAAGUGCGUUCUACAUCACCAAAACUUCCUUCGCUUGCUCGUCUUCGCAGAUAUUCUUAUGAGAAGAGCAUGGGACGAACACCACUUCCUGGUGCGCCUAGUAUGGACACUGGAAGAGAAGCAGUUCCAUUUAUUAAGAUACAAGCUCCUGGUUCUGCAAAUAAGAAUGCAAGUGUAUUUGUCCGAGAGAAACGAGCGGAGAGAGAGAAUGGUGGUGAAAAUAUCAAUAUUCCUUCUAGUCCUCCUUUGCCCGCAAGAGAAUUGGAUUCAUUAUCGAGAAGAGAUUCUGCUAUUUCGUGCACUUCUUUUGGCUCCAACUCUCAUUCGAAUUCUGGUUCGAGCUCGGGCUUAGGCUCGGGUCAUGCACAUCCUCUUACUCCCAUUCACAAUACCACUUCCAAAUUUAAUUCCAAAUCAAAAGAAAGUAACACAAAAAUGAUAAUCAACAUCGAGCAAGAAGUCGCAAGAAGGAAAUACGAAAUGAUAGGUGGUAAGGAAAAUAUCAAAAUGCAAAGAACCCCAAUUUUGGAGAGACAAAAAAUAGGACUUGCAAAUCCACCGAUGAUUUUUGCGCAGCCGGAAGAGGAGAGGAAUGCGUGUGAAAGGGAAAGAAGUCCGGAGUCAUCGAGGAGAGCAGCGGAUGGAUUGGUGAGGUUGAAAUUAUUGAGAUAG